AGUAGAUCCCGCUCUUUCACGCGUUUUUUCUCACUCGUUCGGCGUGAGCACAGCAUGUCAAGUGUAGUUUGCAUUGCAUGCUAAAUUGCGCCAGUUGCGUUAAUGUAGCUAAUUCUGUCUGCAAUAUACUUACACAGGACCAUUUGUGUAUCUUAUAACAUUGUAGGCUGCUUCCAAUAUUGCUCAACAAGGUUGUGUUCUCCUUUGCAGACUUGAAGAGACAUGGCGGACCAACCUACGGGACGAGCAAGAGGCCGGUCGCGAGGCAAAUCUCGCGGCUCCACAGCCCCGCCGCAACAGGAAUCUGCAAUGCGGAGGCCUGGCUUUGAAGGUGCUGGGCCGUCUCAGCCGCCACAAGGAUACCAGCAGCCACCGCAACAGUACCAGCAGCCGCCCCAACAGUACCAGCAGCCACCGCAGCAGUACCAGCAACAGCCGGGGUAUCAGCAGCAGCCAGCUUACCAGCAGCCGCCCAGUGGCAUGGCCGGUCGUCCUCCCCCGCAGCAGGCGCCACCGCAGAUGCCCCCAACUGGAAGGGCCGCCCACCGUCCCGCGGGAGCGAUCGCCAGGCCUGGGGAGGUUGCCCCAGUGCAACCGCCUGUCCAACAGAUGGGCGCCAUGAGCUUGGCCGGUGGGGACACUGCUGGCCGGGGUGCCCGUCGCGGCCGCCGCGAUGAAAUCGCUAUUCUCGCAACUCGUCCCCAGCGCAUCACAGACAAGAAAGGUACGACUGGGAACCCUGUCAAACUGAUGUCAAACUACUUCCGUCUGCUCACAAUGCCCAACUGGGCCAUCCAGCAGUACCACGUGGAGUUUGCGCCGAACAUUGAGUCGUCCCGUUUGCGAAGUGCUCUCUUGCGAGACCACCGGGACCGUUUCGGCGGGAGCUACAUCUUUGAUGGCAUGUCCGAUUUGAAGAGUGCAACUCGGCUGGAGCAUAAGGUGACAGAGCUGUACUCUCAGCGUCGCACUGAUGGUGCCCAAAUUCGCAUCACGGUAAAGCAUGUCCAGGAGCUUGCCCCCAACAACCCAGAGCUGCUGAGAAUCUUCAACACCCAGAUGCGCAGGAACCUGGAGAGCAUGCAGUUUGUUCAGAUUCGGCGCCAGUUCUUCAAUGCUACUGGCCCAAAGCCGAUCAGCCGUCAUGGGCUGGAGAUCUGGGAAGGUCUGACCACCGCAGUUGGUCAGCACGAUGGUGGCAUCCUCAUGGUGGUGGACACGGUACACAAGGUGCUUCGCACGGAGAACGUUCUCCACCUCCUCGGCUCGCUGCAGCAGACCGCUCGCGGCAACUACAAGGACGAAGCCGUCAAGGCUGUGGUCGGCUGCAUUGUCAUGACCAGAUACAACAACAAGACCUACCGUGUGGAUGACAUUGACUGGACAAAGAACCCGCAGCAGACAUUCGACACGAAAGAGGGCCCCAUCACCUAUAUAAAGUACUACAAGGACCACUACCAAAAGGAUAUCAGGGACCUCAACCAGCCCCUUCUCGUGUGCCGCCCGAGAGAACGCGACAUCAGGGUUGGGCGCACGGACAACCUCUACCUCAUUCCAGAGCUGUGCUUCCUCACUGGAUUGACGGACGACAUUCGUUCGAACUUCAGCAUCAUGAAGGACUUGGCUAGCGAGAUGAAGCUGGACCCUGCAAAGCGUGUGGCCAACCUGCAGGAAUUCAUGCGAAACAUGACCAGGCAUCCACAGGUCCAAAAGGAAAUGGGCCAGUGGGGUCUGAAGUUCUCGGAGUCCCUCGUUGAAAUUGAUGCUCGUCAGGUUCAGCCUGAAAGAGUUGUUCACGGAAACAACAUCAGGUCUAACGUGAACCCCAUGACUGCUGACUUCUCGAGGGAGAUGCGUGACAAGACAAUGUUCAAGGCAGUCCAGAUCCGGUCGUGGGUGGUGGUGUGCACUCGUCGUGACAUGCAGAACGCUCAGGACUUUGUGCGUGAGCUGAUGUGUGUCGGUCCACCAAUGGGAGUGACCAUGCAGCAGCCACAGUUAGUUUCCCUGGAUGAUGACCGUGUUGGCAGCUACAUAAAUGGCCUCAAGAACAUUCCUAGGGACACCGAGCUGCUGAUGGCAGUGUUCCCGAACAACCGCAAGGACCGUUACGACAGUCUCAAGAAGGUGGCCUGUGUCGACAUGGGACUGCACACACAGGUGAUGCUGGGAAGGACCAUCAGCAACAAGAAAAACCUGAAGUCCGUGGCAACUAAGGUGGCGAUUCAGAUGAACUGCAAGCUCGGUGGAGAAGCUUGGGCCGUGGAGAUCCCGCUCCAAGGUGUGAUGUGCAUUGGCUACGACACUUACCAUGACUGCCGUCAGAAGGGCCUCUCGGCUGGCGGCUUCGUUGCCAGCCUGAACAAGACUCUGACUCGCUGGUACUCUCGCGUUGGCUUCCACCAGACACACCAGGAACUGGGCAGUGCCCUCAAGACUCAUCUGGCAUUGUCACUGAAGCAGUACCAGGAGGAGAACAACACUGUGCCCGAGCGCAUCCUGUUCUUCCGUGACGGUGUCUCGGAUGGCCAGCUGCUGCAGGUUCAGGAGUGGGAGGUGGCCCAGAUCCAAAGCCUGCUCACCGAGAUGUUCCCUGGGCGAGAGCCUCAGCUUGCCUUUGUUGUGGUGACCAAGAGGAUCUCUGCCCGUUUCUUCAGCAUUGACAACAGGGGUGGUGGAUACCAGAACCCUCCCCCGGGAACGGUCAUCGACAACAAUGUCACCAGGCCUGAACGGUACGACUUCUAUCUAGUCUCCCAGAGUGUGCGCCAGGGAACAGUGGCACCCACACACUUCAACGUCAUCCACGACACGACGUCGCUGAAGCCCGAGCACAUGCAGCGCCUCUCGUACAAGCUCACCCACUUGUACUUCAACUGGCCGGGCACCAUCCGUGUCCCUGCCCCGUGCCAGUAUGCCCACAAACUGGCCUUCCUGGCUGGACAGAGUCUUCACGCCGAGCCACACAAGAAGCUUGCGACCACGCUUUUCUAUCUGUAAAUGUAGUCUCAUCUCGGGGAAGGCCACAAUCACUGCCAAGUCACGACGGCGAUCAUUGUAAACGUUGAAAAUGUGCAUUUUUUUUUUUUUUUCCUGCCCCUUCCCCUUCAUGACAUUUGUAGGUGAGGCUGACUGCCAAGCUUUGCCUCUUUUUUUUUUUUUCAGUAACCAAGACCAUCUUGUUUUGUUUCCUAGUUAUUUUUGCAGCUUAACCAUAAUUAGUGAUGAAAUUGUCUAAGAAUAGUCAAAUUUUUUCCACAUAUAUGGGCAUUAGACAUCGAUUAGUCUCCGCUUUGUAGUUCUUUACCAGAACACGCACACUCUACCUCCCAUUUCAAUACUCCCACUGCUUAUUCUUGUAUCAUUUGUUUGUGGACGAUACUCCAACAAGGUGGUAUUGUCUUUUUGAUAGUUUCAUCGCUGCAAUAAAUGAGUCAUGUAGCAACUCAUUUUGCCAAAUGACGUAAUUUUGGCAGAUGUAAAGUGCCUUGUCAUAUCAUUUCAUUGUUAAAAGUUAACAUUUUAAUAAUAAAAAGGUUCUUUUCCAUA
Messenger RNA from Rhipicephalus sanguineus (brown dog tick), 3549 nucleotides. Its product is annotated as piwi-like protein 1. Gene Ontology annotation, biological process: regulatory ncRNA-mediated gene silencing. Bases 223 to 3000 code for a protein of 925 amino acids. Gene Ontology annotation, cellular component: P granule. The transcript is spliced from 19 exons. Gene Ontology annotation, molecular function: piRNA binding; protein binding. NCBI's taxonomy places the organism in Eukaryota, Metazoa, Arthropoda, Arachnida, Ixodida, Ixodidae. The record is from RefSeq and is a predicted model, not a curated record.